AUGCACGGCCGUUUGGGUCGUGGCGAUUUUGGCGAGGUUGUUAGCGUUCGUUCAAAAGAUGAUGGAAAAGCGUAUGCAAUUAAAUGCGCGAUAGAAGUUUAUAGAAAUAUUGCUGAUAGACGUGAAAAACUUCAAGAAGUUCUUAAACAUGAAAUGUUGCCUCCACAUCCAAAUUUGGUUCAUUUCUUCAAAGCAUGGGAAGAGAAGGGACGUUUGUAUAUUCAAACAGAAUUGUGUGCUAGAAGUUUGGAUGAUGUCGCUAGAGAGAGACAUGAGAUUGGUGAACCAGAAAUUUGGUAUUAUCUCAUUGAUAUUCUUAUGGCAUUGGAGCAUAUGCAUUCUCAUGACCUUAUUCAUGUUGAUAUUAAGCCUUCUAAUAUUUUUAUAACGUCUGACGGUAUUUGCAAAUUGGGUGAUUUUGGAUUGGUUUUUGAUCUUAACAAGGACGAUCCAAAAAAUGUAAUGGAAGGAGAUGGAAAAUAUUUGGCAGCUGAAGUUCUUAAUGAUAAACCGACCAAGGCAGCUGAUAUUUUUAGUCUUGGAAUGACUAUUCUUGAAUUGGCGACCGAUUUGGAUUUGCCGAAUAAUGGAGUUUUUUGGCAUGAAAUUCGUAAUAGAAUGAUUGACGAGAAAUAUAUUAAAGUUUUAUCAACUGAUCUUCGUCGUGUUAUUGCAUGGAUGAUCGACCCAUGUCCAUUGAAUAGACCGAAAGCCAUUGAGGUUCUCAAAGAUUCGUUUGUUUCAAGAUAUCGAAGCAGACGUCAAAUCAAACUUCUCAAACAUCGCGCCGUUAGUUUUUUUUUAAUUUAUAUUUGUUUUUGGGGUUGUCGGUUUCAACAAUUUCUCUCCUUCUGCUUUUAA
This is a messenger RNA of Meloidogyne enterolobii, 861 nucleotides long. Lineage: Eukaryota; Metazoa; Nematoda; Chromadorea; Rhabditida; Meloidogynidae. The record is from the annotation of a GenBank genome assembly.